This is a messenger RNA of Lampris incognitus (smalleye Pacific opah), 2655 nucleotides long. RefSeq names its product guanine nucleotide-binding protein G(i) subunit alpha-1. Gene Ontology annotation, biological process: adenylate cyclase-modulating G protein-coupled receptor signaling pathway. Gene Ontology annotation, cellular component: heterotrimeric G-protein complex. Gene Ontology annotation, molecular function: G protein-coupled serotonin receptor binding; GTP binding; G-protein beta/gamma-subunit complex binding. The transcript is spliced from 9 exons. The record is from RefSeq and is a predicted model, not a curated record. Bases 381 to 1445 code for a protein of 354 amino acids. NCBI's taxonomy places the organism in Eukaryota, Metazoa, Chordata, Actinopteri, Lampriformes, Lampridae.
CCGACACGGCCGAAAGAAACCCUUUUCCAAGUAACAGGAAAUGACCAAUUCCGAGUCGCCUUCCAUCAACAGGGUCCCGUCCACCCCGGCUGAAGCGCAGACCGUAACCCGGUGCGGCCAGAGGCUUUAGACGCCAUCACCUCGGAGUAGCCGGGCAGCCCGCGGUGCCGUGAGCCUCGCUGUUUUGGACCGAGUCAGCGUGAGCGGUCUCGGCUGACACCGACGGAAGGGCGUGUGAGUGAGUGUGGAGCGAGUGGUUGGAGAGCCUGCCCCCCUCCCCCUCUCCCCCCCGCCGGAUGCUAGCUUGGUAGCUUUUGUAUGCCGUUGCAGCCCCGAGAGUUCCGCCGCGUCGCCUCCUUUUCGCUGCCUAAUCCGGGAAGAUGGGGUGCACCCUGAGCACGGACGACAAAGCCGCGCAGGAGCGCAGCAAGAUGAUCGACCGCAACUUACGGGACGACGGAGAGAAGGCCGCCCGGGAAGUGAAGCUGCUGCUGCUCGGCGCUGGAGAGUCUGGGAAGAGUACCAUCGUUAAACAGAUGAAAAUCAUCCAUGAGGCAGGCUAUUCAGAAGAGGAGUGCAAGCAGUACAAGGCUGUGGUCUACAGCAACACCAUCCAGUCCAUUAUAGCUAUCAUCAGAGCAAUGGGGCGUCUGAAGAUUGACUUUGCUGAUCCAGCCAGGGCGGAUGAUGCUCGGCAGCUAUUCGUACUGGCAGGCUCUGCAGAAGAGGGCUUCAUGACAGCAGAGCUAGCUGGGGUCAUCCAGCGGCUGUGGAAGGAUGGUGGGGUGCAGGCCUGCUUCAGCCGUUCCCGGGAGUACCAGCUCAACGACUCUGCAGCAUACUAUCUGAACGACUUGGACAGGAUAGCCCAUGGGGCCUAUGUGCCCACCCAGCAGGAUGUUCUUAGGACCAGGGUCAAGACUACUGGCAUCGUGGAAACACACUUCACCUUUAAGGACCUACACUUCAAGAUGUUUGACGUGGGUGGACAGAGGUCAGAGAGGAAGAAGUGGAUCCACUGUUUCGAGGGAGUCACUGCUAUUAUCUUCUGUGUGGCUCUGAGCGACUAUGACCUGGUGCUGGCUGAGGAUGAGGAGAUGAACCGAAUGCACGAGAGCAUGAAGCUGUUUGAUUCAAUUUGCAACAACAAGUGGUUCACAGACACCUCCAUCAUCCUCUUCCUUAACAAGAAGGACCUGUUUGAAGAGAAGAUCAAGAAGAGUCCCCUUACCAUCUGCUACCCAGAAUAUGCAGGCUCUAACACCUAUGAGGAGGCAGCAGCUUACAUUCAGUGUCAGUUUGAGGACCUGAACAAGAGAAAGGACACCAAGGAGAUUUACACCCACUUCACCUGCGCUACUGACACCAAGAACGUGCAGUUCGUCUUCGAUGCCGUAACCGACGUCAUCAUCAAGAACAACCUGAAAGACUGUGGCCUUUUCUAGGGCCGAGUGGCAGCGAGCUUACAGUUACUUUUUGUUCAAGGACAGUCUGUGACGAGAGGAAACUCUUCAUGGACGCUGUUGAGAAUGUCACUUUUAACCUCUUAACUUAUGUUGAUCUCUAAAGUUUUCAAGACGUGUUGGUAAAAAAAAUUUGUGUAAAAUAUUUGUACAACUGUCUCUUGCUGGGGAUUUUCACUGUUUUUAAAAUGUGUUUAUUUUAUCAACUUAUUUUCUUUCUUCAAUUUUUAUAUGAAAAUGUGGGGCCUUCAACAUUUAUUUUGUCUUUCUUUGGGAAAACAAGUUGUACCAUCCUGUUGUGUUUCCAGGUACUUGUGUCGUGCAUGCCUUAGUUGCAGUGUUUUGUUGUGUUUUGUUGACUUGGGUAUUACAUCAUGUCCAUUUUAUUCAACUCGUUCACAAGCCCACCCAGCCCACGUGGUCUGGUUUCCAUGCUCACAUAGACAUGCAGAUCUGUUGCCUAUGUUGACAAACCCUGUAAAACCCAGUCAGUCACCUUCUAGACCAGUUCACUUCUGUAGACCAGUCCACUUCUAUAGACCAGGCCACUUCUAUAGACCAGUCCACUUCUGUAGACCAGUUCACUUCUGUAGACCAGUUCACUCUGAUCCUGACAUACUGUGAGAACUUCAUGUGCUCCUUUAUGGAUGUGUGAUGUCACUGUGUGUUGUGCUGAGUGUUUUGAAUGGGUUCAGCCUGAACCGUGUGUGUGUGUGUGUGUGUGUGUGUGUGUGUGUGUGUGUGUGUGUGUGUGUGUGUGUGUGUGUGUGUGUGUGUGAGAGAGCGAGAGAUAUUAAACAAAGGGAUGGUUUCUCUCCUGUCAUCCUUUCUUCAGUUUUAUUUUGAAAGUGACCAAACGAGCAUGGUGUAAUUAAGCUGUGCAUGUUGUCAGUGUUUUGGUGGAAACAUUCCUUCUUGCAGACCCUGAGCAGACGAGCUCUGACAGAGGAUGGCACUGACAGCCUUGUAGCAGAAAAUACGACUAGGUUUGAGCACAGUGCAUAGAAUGACAGAUGUGUUUUAGUAGAAAUGCACUGUUGAUUAUCAGAUGUAAUGGUUUCAAGUUGCAUAUCGCCCCCACCCCACCCCCCACACCUUUGUUUGUAUUGGGUGGGGACAUUAGUGGACUAAUUUCCAUGAAUUUUUUUUGCAAAUUAAAGAUUUGCUAUGGUGAAGCCGUAGCAUUGUUUUC